AUGCUUCCCCUUCUAGCUACCACCUUUGCCAUUCUGGGUCUUGCCAAGGCCCAAAACCUGCUCGUCUUUGACAGCACCGCCUACACCAACACCAGUAUCGGCUUCGGGGCCUCCAACAUCAACUGGAUCCCCGCCUACGUGUGCAACCCGCUCGUUGCAAACGGCGCGGUGCCGGCGCGGCAGGACUGGCAGGCCAUUGUCGCGCAGUGGAACGUCUAUCCGGGCUACCCGCUCGUGCUCGACUGCGAAAACAUCUACCUCAGCUCGGCGGCGACGGCCGACGCCAACCUGGCGACGAUGCAGAAGCUGCAGACCUGGGCCGCCGACGUCCUCCCUCGAGACCAGAUUAUUGGCUGGUAUGGCCUGGCGGGAAACACGCCCGCGUCUCUCUUCGGAUACUACCGGGCCCUAAUUGCCAACCACACCCGUCACGCCUUCUUCCCGUCGGCAUACACCUUUUCCAGCAGCCUCGGUACGUGGAACGCUUCUCUGACAACGGUGCUCGCGCAGGCAAAAGCCAUCAACGACUCGCUCCCGAUCUGGCCUUUUGUGUGGCCGCAGUAUCACAACAGCCCUUUUGCCUUUUACCCCGUCAGCCUUUGGCAGAGUCAGCUCGCUGUGCUCAAGGGAAAUCCGGAUGUUGAUGGGUUUGCGAUAUGGGGUGGAAAGAACCACGCCGUCUGCAACGAUGCUUGCCAGGCCAUUGCGGGUGCGCAGCCCUGGCUCAACGCCACUCGUUCCUAUCUAAAGGACUUGUACGGCAUCUUCAAUCAGUCACCGCAGAGACCCGGUCGUCAAGCCUUCGUGGGGGUUUGA
This is a messenger RNA of Cordyceps militaris CM01, 816 nucleotides long. RefSeq lists its product as uncharacterized. Bases 1 to 816 code for a protein of 271 amino acids. The transcript has a single exon. Lineage: Eukaryota; Fungi; Ascomycota; Sordariomycetes; Hypocreales; Cordycipitaceae. The record is from RefSeq and is a predicted model, not a curated record.